This is a messenger RNA of Octodon degus (degu), 1413 nucleotides long. RefSeq names its product GTP-binding protein Di-Ras2-like. Lineage: Eukaryota; Metazoa; Chordata; Mammalia; Rodentia; Octodontidae. The record is from RefSeq and is a predicted model, not a curated record. Bases 1 to 600 code for a protein of 199 amino acids. Gene Ontology annotation, molecular function: GTPase activity; GTP binding; GDP binding. Gene Ontology annotation, cellular component: plasma membrane. The transcript has a single exon. Gene Ontology annotation, biological process: signal transduction.
AUGCCGGAGCAGAGCAACGACUACAGAGUGGCUGUGUUCGGGGCGGGGGGAGUGGGCAAGAGCUCCCUAGUCCUGAGGUUUGUGAAGGGCACGUUCCGGGAGAGCUACAUCCCCACCGUGGAGGACACCUACCGGCAUGUGAUCAGCUGUGACAAGAGCAUCUGCACGCUGCAGAUCACCGACACCACGGGCAGCCACCAGUUCCCCGCCAUGCAGCGGCUGUCCAUAUCCAAGGGCCACGCCUUCAUCCUGGUCUACUCCAUCACCAGCCGGCAGUCUCUGGAGGAGCUCAAGCCCAUCUACGAGCAGAUCUGUGAGAUCAAAGGGGACGUGGACAGCAUCCCCAUCAUGCUGGUGGGCAACAAGUGCGAUGAGAGCCCCAGCCGCGAGGUGCAGAGCAGCGAGGCCGAGGCAUUGGCGCGCACGUGGAAGUGCGCCUUCAUGGAGACCUCGGCCAAGCUCAACCACAACGUGAAGGAGCUGUUCCAGGAGCUGCUAAACCUGGAGAAGCGCAGGACCGUGAGUCUCCAGAUCGACGGCAAGAAGAGCAAGCAACAGAAAAGGAAAGAAAAGCUGAAGGGCAAGUGCGUGGUCAUGUGAAGACCCUGGUCGCCCUGCACCGCAGAGGGGCAGCUGCGCCUGGCCGCGUCCCUCCCCAGUGCACCCUCCCCAUCCGGGCAGCAUGUCUGAGGCCCACGUGUGACACAUUGCAUCUGCCCGAGCGCACCCUCAUGUCCCUAUGGGGUGGUCCAUGCCACUCCACCAUCAGCCAUCCUUCUCUAGAGCCACAGACCUGCCAGGGGGCGAAAAAGAAGUGCAAAGCUGAGGCCUGUGGAGAGAGGUGCCAGCCACUGUGCUGGCAGGCAGUUUUGGCCAUUAGGAGUUAGGAAGACUGGACCCUGGGAAGAAGGACAAGCAGAGGGGACGUGUGUCACCUACAUGCAUGUUGAAUGUGUAAGCCCUGAGCUACGGGCACCAACCCCACCACAAGCAUCUCUCCCUGCUCAGAAGCCAGUAGCAUCUUGGGGGUGGGGAUGGUGAGAAGGCCAGCUGGUCCCACGUGAGCAGAGUGGUUCCCUCGCAAGGUUUUUAGGUGGACACCCUCCCCAAAGGAUGUGUGUGCCCUGUCUGUUCUCCUGCCUGGCCCUGAGGGGAUGAGUCACCUCCUGUAGAUCUAGUUAGCACGCAUCUUGUCAGCCAAGUAGAGCACUUACUUUCACAUGCAACAAUGAGUUCACACACAGUGCGCUCUUGUGUCAGAAGUUCUUCAACUAUUGAGUACUGGUAUCGUAACAUUCUAACACAACGCAAUAAUGUUCUUGUGUGUUACACUUUGAGGGUUUUAGAAAUGUGAAGUUUCUUUCCUUUGGUCUGAUAGGGCUGUAUCUUCUAGCCCUCAUAUUUUUAAACAAA